AUGAAUGUAGAAGUUGCUCUUCUGAUCCAUCCUGUUCUUGAAACAGGUUGCCCAGACGGGUACAAAUACUACCAUCCCAACCAACUGUGCUUCAAGGCCUUCAACCAACAGGGUAACUACGACCAUGCAGUUGCGACCUGUUCUUCUGAUGGCGGAACUCUCGCCAUGCCCUGGGAUGCGGGCAUCAACGCGUUCCUCAUCGAUCUGAAGAACGCUGUGGAUAAAAACGCCUGGUUCUGGUUUGGACUGACUGACCGCGUCCAAGAGGGUAAAUUUGUGUGGGCAGACGGUGUUCCUCUUGGACAUUUUGAGCAGUGGGCUCCAGGAGAACCCAACAAUGCGUAUGGCGGCAAUGAGCACUGUGCACAUUAUUGGCCAGGUCCAAAUCGGACCAACAAAUGUGCAUUUUGA
Molecule: messenger RNA, 411 nt
Organism: Branchiostoma floridae (Florida lancelet)
Lineage: Eukaryota; Metazoa; Chordata; Leptocardii; Amphioxiformes; Branchiostomatidae
Product: perlucin-like protein
Exons: 2
Coding region: 1-411 (136 amino acids)
Source: RefSeq, a predicted model, not a curated record